Cicer arietinum (chickpea) is the source of this 1215-nucleotide messenger RNA. RefSeq lists its product as uncharacterized. Lineage: Eukaryota; Viridiplantae; Streptophyta; Magnoliopsida; Fabales; Fabaceae. The record is from RefSeq and is a predicted model, not a curated record.
CCAAUCAAUACAUCAUAUAUCUACCAAAAAGGAAGGUUCACAUCAAUAAGAGCUUUCUUGGCGCUGAAUUCACUUUGCAUAACAAGAAGAGGGUCGAUUGGUAAUGGAAGAAGUGAAAGUGAAUGGUUGUGAUGGUGGAUCAAGCUUAGAAGAUUCUAACAAAGAUUUAGCAUAUGUAACUAAGGGAUUAGAAGCAAAAGCACAAGUUAUUGUAAAUGAUGUGAUUAUCAACGAAACUGAACUCACAAAAAUCCGUCUUCUGAGAGCCUUUGUUGAAACACAAGAUCCAUCUUCUAAGGAUUAUUCGGAGGGAGUACAUAAUAGGGGACGCUUUUGUAUUGCUAGAAUUGAAGAAUUUGAAGAAGAUGAUUUAACGAUUAGAAGAUUUCUACGUGCUCGUGAUUUAGAUGUGGAGAAGGCUUCAACAAUGUUCCUCAAAUACUUGAAAUGGAGACGUUCAUUUGUUCCAAAUGGUUCUAUAACUCUACCCGAAAUUUCUAAUGAUCUUGCCGACAACAAGGUUUAUGUCCAAGGACACAACAAGAUUGGUCAACCUAUAAUUUUAAUAUUCGGUGCAAAACAUUUUCAAAGGAAAAAUGGUCUAGAUGAAUUUAAACGGUUCGUAGUGUAUGCACUUGAUAAGAUAUGUGUCAGCAUGCCACGUGGGCAAGAGAAGUUUGUUAGUUUAGUAGAACUGAAGGGAUGGGGUUACUCAAAUAGUGAUGUGCGUGGAUACAUCAAUGCUCUCUCCAUUUUGCAGGAUUACUACCCUGAAAGAUUGGGGAAGUUGCUUAUUCUCCACGCACCAUACAUUUUUAUGAGAGUGUGGAAAAUAGUUAACCCUUUCAUUGACAACAAAACUAGGGAAAAGAUAGUGUUUGUAGAGAGCAAUAAGCUGAAAUCAACAUUGCUAGAAGAAAUAGAUGAAACUCAGCUCCCUGAGAUAUUCGGUGGCAAACAGCAAUUAGUCCCCAUCCAGGAUAUCUAAUUAAAUUAAUCACUACUUACAAAUUAAGGAGAUACCAUAACAAAUAAUAUUUUCACUAUAUUUUUCUACUCUAUGGUGUUGUCAUAUAUAAAUAAAAAGCUUGGAUAGUUGAUUGCUAUAUAUUCCCAUUGGUAUGUAACUAAUCACUCGUGGAGUUCUUGCCAAUCUUACUUGAUACAUUUAUCUUAUAUAUAUGAUGAAAAUGCAUUAUUGUUCUUAAUUUCUAA